AUGCCAGGGGAACAUGGGGGAGCAGGUUGCAGUUGUCAGCAUGAGGCUGCAAUAACCGGAGGGAAAGACUUACUUCCUCAUAUUGAAUUAGAUAAAGUACUGGCUUUAAAUGAGCUAAAUGUAGGGUCUUGCAAAGGAAUAUUUAGGCCGUACGAAGAAAGAUUACGUGAAGAUAAAGUGUGCAAAUCCCAAGAUGACGACCCAGAGUUGAUCAUCUUUGUAAAAUUUUCUUCUCCAUGUAAAAUCAAUUCUCUUAAUAUUAUAGGAGGAGAAAAUGGUAAAUCCCCAAACAGAGUGAAUCUCUAUAUAAAUGAUGAAACUCUAGAUUUUUCCAGUAUUCCUGAUCAAGAACCUGUUCAAAGCUUAGAUUUAGUUGAAGAUUAUUGUGGAACGGUCGAUUACUCUCUUAAAGUAUCAAAGUUUAAGAAUGUAGACCUUUUGGUUAUGCAUUUUCCAAGCUCUUUUUCAAACGAUCAGAGUUGGAUUUAUUAUAUCAGAAUAAUAGGUGAGAGUUCAGGAUAUCAGAGGAAAGCAGUACAAGCAGUGUAUGAAUCAAAACCAAAUGUUUUGGACCACAAGUCUAAUGCCGAAUCGUUAAAUCACUUUAGUCUGAUGUGA
Molecule: messenger RNA, 618 nt
Organism: Cryptosporidium ubiquitum
Lineage: Eukaryota; Apicomplexa; Conoidasida; Eucoccidiorida; Cryptosporidiidae
Exons: 1
Coding region: 1-618 (205 amino acids)
Source: RefSeq, a predicted model, not a curated record